Messenger RNA from Bradysia coprophila, 1345 nucleotides. RefSeq names its product snurportin-1 (gene Snup). Gene Ontology annotation, biological process: snRNA import into nucleus. Lineage: Eukaryota; Metazoa; Arthropoda; Insecta; Diptera; Sciaridae. The record is from RefSeq and is a predicted model, not a curated record. Gene Ontology annotation, cellular component: nucleus; cytoplasm.
AAAUACAUGAAAUUGAUGAAAAGCGCGCGCAGAAACUACUACCUGACCCAAGAUUUGAUGGAACUCGUACUAGAUUUCUGUUGUCAGUUGUAUCAUUGAGAUUUUGCGUAAGUUUCCUACAACCGAAGAUAUAGAAAACACUCUCCGGAUUAAGAAGUGUUAAAUCGUGAAUUAAACAUUGUCUUACUGAUAAGACCUACAUACUCCUAGCAAUAUGGCUAACUCUCAAUAUUCCGAUCUAUAUAAAAAUCGCAAUUCCACUGAAUUAAUGGAACGUAAACAAUCCGAUCGUCGCCAGCAGUUGUUAACUGAACAAAAGGAACACCGCAGCAACGACCAAGACGAUACUCGAAAUAUUAAACAGUUUUUGCAGUCACUGCAACAUAAAGUCAACAAAAAACCGAAGAAGCAACGCUUAUUCAAAAACUACGUUCAGCUGUCCGAAUGGUUGCACGAGAAACCGGAUGACUUGGACCAAUGGUUUAUGGUACCAUGUCCCAAGGGAAUGCGAUGUGUUGCUGUCGCCACGAAUGGAGCGACGAAAAUUUACAGCAAAUACGGUGUAUACAUCACCGAAUUUCGAUCCGGUCUGCCCGGAGAUAUUAAACUGAAACAUGCCACAACCAUACUGGAUUGCUUUUCGGUUACAUCGGACGGGAUCACAAAGUACAUGGUGUUGGAUGUUAUGUUUUAUGCAAACACCGAAAUGUUAAAUUGUGAAUCGUCGUUUCGAUUCUUCUGGAUCGCAUGCAAAUUAUCCGAACUGCAAUUGGACGAAAUCGGUUUCCACAACGAGUUUGCAUUCAUGCCAAUAAAAUUUGUGGACUGUGGCGAUGAGGUGGCCGUCGACAGCUGUCUGACAACGUAUCCAAUGUGGGACGAUGAAAACAUCCAUUUGGAUGGCCUGUUAUUCUUUCACAAAGAAUCGUCGUACGUACAUGGUACGACACCGCUGGUUGGAUGGCUAUUUUCGUUUAUGGUAAACGAAAUUCUCGGAUUCUGCAUGAUCCAUCCGAAAUAUUUGGAGCAACGACCUGCCAAUUACCAAAACGCUGCCGAGUACAUCAGGGACUUCGACAAACAACUGAAAGCAUCGAAGGCGAGAAAUCGCAACAAACGCGGCGACAAAGUCCAGAAAAUGGAGGAGGAGGAUAUGGACGACGAAAAUGCUACGUUGAAUUCGAUUCUGAAUGCUGAGCGAAUGUUGGAGCUUGAGGGCAGAACCGUCGAUGACGUUCAUGAAACGAUGGAACGAGACUGAUUGUGUAAUUAAGAUGAUCGAGAUGUUGUGAAUGUUGAUCGAUUGGUGUUGCUUCAUUAAAAUUCAGAAUUUUUAAAAUUUUAA